This is a messenger RNA of Colletotrichum siamense, 2280 nucleotides long. RefSeq lists its product as uncharacterized. Lineage: Eukaryota; Fungi; Ascomycota; Sordariomycetes; Glomerellales; Glomerellaceae. The record is from RefSeq and is a predicted model, not a curated record. Bases 1 to 2280 code for a protein of 759 amino acids. The transcript has 4 exons.
AUGCGACACCUUUUCGGCCAAGCCCUCAGCGGCUGGCGCGUGUCGGCCCUGACCUUUGUCUGCGCAAUAUGGACACUGAAUCUCAUCCUCUGGGUUCUCCUCGCCGUCACCCGGGCCCGCGGGUCAUCAGACUCACUCGUCUUCAACAUUUCGAAGAUCUUUGAGGGCGACUGCGACUCGGCGCGUGUGCGUUUGAUGGCCCUCAAAGCAUUCGUCAACGCUUUCUCCACCUUGAUUCUCAUUUCGUCAAACUACUUCAUGCAGAUGCUGGCCGCCCCGACGCGGGCGGAUAUCGACGUCGCGCACCGCCGCUCCCGGUGGAUGGACGUGGGAAUUCCCUCCAUGCGCAACCUGCGCUUCGUGUCGCCGUGGCGCGGCGUAUUAUGGAGUCUGUUUGCGUUGAGCUCCGUGCCGUUUCACCUGCUCUUCAACGCUUGCGUUUUCGGUUCGACUACAAGCACGGAGUGGGUGACGGCUGUUGCGUCGGAAGGGUUCCUCGAGGGUCGGGAGUACUACCUUCCCGGCAUCGGCCUGGGCCCUGACCCUGGGCCCGCUGACCAAGCGUACAGUGAUGUUGUCCCGGGCGAGGUGCAGUAUAUGGCCGCCAACGCGAAGUCCUGGGAGCGUCUCACUGGGAAGGAGUGUCUGGAGGCGUACAGCGUGUGGAUCAAUGUGCGCAGCAGGAGACACAUGGUGGCAGUGGUGGAAGCGGACAACAACGGCAAAGGAUGGACUACGGCAGAGAAGUCUCAGACAUGGGAGGCUGAUAUGCUGAACAACACGGUCUAUAGUCUAUGGUACGCCGGCUUCUAUGGCUUCCACUCUGGUAACAACAGAUUCACAGGCUCUGGCUUGGCCACGGGCAUGACCAUAAAAUGGGAGAACGACCACGGCCCAUACGAGAACGUUUCCGUCAUCUCGUCAAAGGGCCGAUUCUGGGGUCUUCUUGACCUCAAAACCGGCACGUGGAUGGAUGAGCUGCUCGAUAAAAAUGACAACUGGGUCAUCUCGUGGGACGCCGUGGGCGCGCCAGGCAACGUUCCACUACUCAACGAAACCCUGACGGUCAAGUACUGCCUCUCGGAGCCCAUCGUCGGUACCUGUAGGGUGCGCGUCAACAACGACCUGUUUCUGGCGGUUUGCAUCGUUGCGCUGUUCAAGAGCUGUCUCUGCGUCGUUGUGAUAGGCUACUUGUGGAAGAGAAAGCCGCUGGCUACUAUCGGGGAUGCUGUCGACUCCUUCAUCCGCCUGCCCGAUGCGACUACCAGAGGAAUGUGCACACUCGGGUGGCGGGACUUUUCGAGGAGGAGCCGCUGGAGACCCCGUAAGCGACCGGAGGAAUACGGCUGGCUCGCCGAGCCACGAAGGUGGGAGAAAAGGGAGCAGCGUUGGGGCGGCUCGGUCCAUCUCUCGGACUGGGUCAAGACAUAUACCAUUGGUGUUGUGGGUUUAAUACUGGGCUUCCUGGCGUUGAAUUCUUUUAUCAGCGAAGUUGGGGGAUGGAAGCGCGCCUACACAUGGGGAACUUUCGGGCAGGACCCCGAGAACCCCGUCUUCGCAAUGAAGUACCCCUCCAAAGCCCUCGAGAACUUCGUGGGGAGCUUGGCCAUAAACCCGAUCGGCUCAUCCCUCCUGUCCAACCUACCACAGCUUGGGCUAUCUAUCACCUGCCUCCUCCUGAACGUCAUCUACACUCGCAUGUUUAUGGCCAGGGAAUGGACGUCCUACAGCCUGAACCUCAAACCACUUCGCGUCAGCGCGCCAAAAGGCCAGCAGCAGUCUGAACCGUUCUUGGAGAUUCCCCUGCCGUAUGCUGUUGCCAUGCAAGCAGCGGGUCUACUGGUUCACUGGCUGUGUGCCAACUCCGUAUACGCCAUCAUAAUAGAACCACUCGAGGCCAUUCCACCAAAUCAGAUCGUGUCGAGCAGUUAUGGACAAGUCACCAUGUACAUCAACAUCCUCCUAUCAUUCAAAGCCGCGAUCGCGACCAUGGUCGUUCUCUUCGCCAUGCUGCUCGUCCCAGUCAUCGCCUCAAGAUUUCGUCUUGCAGGAGAAACAGUAACGGUUGGGAGCUGCUCGGCUGCUGUUUCGGCUGCCUGUCACGUUCUCCGGCCGAAUCGCGAGCUCUCUACAGUGACUACCCCCGAGCCGCUCUCGUCAUGGGGACUCUCAGAUUCUGAUUCAAUUUCCCUGAAUCAAGUUGUCCAAAAGAGCGGUCACGUUCAUGUAUCGGAAUGCGACGGUGGUGAUUGGCGAGACGACCUGGCUGAGAUACAGUGA